UAUUUCCCGCUGUCAGGAUGAGGAGGCGGAGGUCGGCGCUCCGGUCCGUCUCUGCCCGGGGCUGUGGCGGCGCCGGCGGCUCCAGCCUUAGCGGUUCCUCCCUGGGCGGCGGCGGCCGCAGCUCGGUCGACGCCUCCUCCGCCAGCUGAGCCCGCGGCAGUCCGGGACGCCGCUUCCCCGCCCAUCCCCGGUCCCCGAGGCCGCCUCCUGGCCAUGGCGCAGCCGGGCCCGGCACCCCAGCCUGACGUUUCUCUUCAGCAACGGGUAGCAGAAUUGGAAAAAAUUAAUGCAGAAUUUUUACGUGCACAGCAGCAGCUUGAGCAAGAAUUUAAUCAAAAGAGAGCAAAAUUUAAGGAGCUAUAUUUGGCUAAAGAGGAGGAUCUGAAGAGGCAAAAUGCAGUAUUGCAAGCGGCACAGGAUGAUUUGGGUCACCUUCGGACACAGCUGUGGGAGGCUCAGGCAGAGAUGGAGAACAUUAAGGCAAUUGCCACAGUCUCUGAGAAUACUAAGCAAGAAGCUAUAGAUGAAGUUAAAAGGCAGUGGAGAGAAGAAGUUGCUUCACUUCAGGCUGUAAUGAAAGAGACGGUUCGUGAUUACGAGCAUCAGUUUCAUCUGAGGCUGGAGCAGGAGCGAGCACAGUGGGCACAGUAUCGAGAAUCUGCAGAGCGGGAAAUAGCUGAUUUAAGACGAAGGUUGUCUGAAGGUCAAGAGGAAGAAAAUUUAGAAAAUGAAAUGAAAAAGGCCCAAGAAGAUGCUGAAAAGCUUCGCUCUGUCGUGAUGCCCAUGGAGAAGGAAAUUGCAGCUUUGAAAGAUAAACUGACAGAAGCUGAAGAGAAGAUUAAAGAGCUGGAGGCCUCAAAGGUUAAGGAGCUGAAUCAUUAUCUGGAGGCCGAGAAGUCUUGUAGGACUGAUCUGGAGAUGUAUGUAGCUGUUUUGAACACUCAGAAAUCUGUUCUACAGGAAGAUGCUGAGAAAUUGAGGAAAGAAUUGCAUGAAGUUUGCCAUCUCCUGGAGCAAGAACGACAACAACACAACCAGUUAAAACACACAUGGCAGAAGGCCAAUGACCAGUUUCUGGAGUCCCAGCGUUUGCUGAUGAGAGACAUGCAGCGGAUGGAGAUCGUGCUGACUUCCGAACAGCUCCGACAAGUUGAAGAACUGAAGAAGAAAGAUCAGCAGGAGGAUGAACAACAAAGGCUUAAUAAGAGAAAAGAUAACAAAAAAACAGAUACUGAAGAAGAUGUAAAAAUACCAGUAGUAUGUGCUUUAACUCAAGAAGAAUCUUCAACACCCUUAUCAAAUGAAGAGGAGCAUUUAGACAGCACCCAUGGGUCAGUUCAUUCCUUAGAUGCAGACUUGCUGUUACCAUCUGGAGAUCCAUUCAGUAAAUCAGACAAUGACAUGUUUAAAGAUGGACUCCGGAGAGCUCAGUCUACAGACAGCUUGGGAACCUCAAGCUCAUUGCAAUCAAAAGCAUUGGGCUAUAACUACAAAGCAAAGUCUGCUGGAAACUUGGAUGAGUCGGAUUUUGGACCACUGGUUGGAGCAGAUUCUGUGUCUGAGAACUUUGAUACUGUGUCGCUUGGGUCACUGCAGAUGCCAAGUGGAUUUAUGUUAACCAAAGAUCAAGAAAGAGCAAUUAAGGCAAUGACACCUGAACAGGAGGAAACAGCAUCCCUCCUCUCUAGUGUCACCCAGGGUAUGGAGAGUGCAUAUGUAUCUCCCAGUGGUUACCGCUUAGUGAGUGAGACUGAAUGGAAUCUCCUGCAGAAAGAGGUACAUAAUGCUGGAAAUAAGCUUGGUAGACGUUGUGAUAUGUGUUCCAAUUAUGAAAAACAGUUACAAGGAAUUCAGAUUCAGGAAGCUGAAACAAGAGACCAGGUGAAGAAACUGCAGGUAAUGCUAAGGCAAGCUAAUGACCAGCUAGAGAAGACGAUGAAAGAGAAACAGGAGCUAGAGGACUUUAUCAAGCAGAGCUCUGAGGACUCAAGCCACCAAAUAUCUUCACUUGUCCUAAGAGCUCAAGCUUCCGAGGUUUUACUUGAAGAGUUACAACAGAGCUUUUCUCAAGCAAAGAGGGAUGUUCAGGAACAGAUGGCGGUGCUGAUGCAGUCCCGUGAACAGGUUUCAGAAGAGCUGGUGAGGUUACAGAAAGACAAUGACAGCCUCCAGGGAAAGCAUAGCUUACAUGUAUCAUUACAGCUAGCAGAAAACUUCAUUCUCCCAGAUACUGUGGAGGUGCUCCGGGAACUGGUGUUAAAAUAUCGUGAGAACAUCGUUCAUGUGCGGACUGCAGCAGACCACAUGGAAGAGAAGCUGAAGGCCGAGAUACUUUUCCUGAAAGAGCAGAUUCAAGCAGAACAGUGUUUAAAGGAAAACCUUGAAGAGACUCUACAGCUGGAAAUAGAAAACUGCAAGGAGGAAAUAGCUUCCAUUUCUAGUCUAAAAGCUGAAUUAGAAAGAAUAAAAGUUGAAAAGGGACAGUUGGAAUCUACAUUAAAAGAGAAGUCACAACAACUUGAGAGUCUCCAAGAAAUAAAGGUUAAUUUAGAGGAACAGUUAAAGAAAGAAACUGCUGCUAAGGCUACUGUUGAACAGCUCAUGUUUGAAGAGAAGAACAAAGCUCAGAGGUUACAGACAGAAUUAGAUGUCAGUGAACAAGUCCAGAGAGAUUUUGUAAAACUUUCUCAGACUCUUCAGGUGCAGUUAGAGAGGAUCCGGCAAGCAGACUCCUUGGAGAGAAUCCGGGCAAUUCUGAAUGAUACCAAACUGACAGACAUUAACCAGCUCCCUGAGACAUGACACCCUGGUAGCAGGAUUCUAACCUGCAUUUUGGGUUUUUAACUCAUCUUUAGAAUAACAUUAAUUAUUAUUUAACUCUUAAUGGAAGAAGUCACAGCAAAAGGACGACAGGAGAAAUGCAAGUCUGGAGGGAGAAGGCUGCUGUGCGCAGGGACAGCCAGCAGAUGUUUCAAGGGAACACUAAUGGGACACCGGACUUGAUUCCAGCAGGUGUGGGAUCCGACUUGGUGCCAGAAAAGUGCGGUUUCCUUGCCUGCUUUCUCCAGCACGGAUUCUGGAACACAUCUCCUGACAUGAAAGCAACUCCCCUAGUGUUUGGAAUUACGUUUCUGUUCAUACAAACUGGGAGAGAGAAGUUUCUUUUUUCUGUUGUCUAGGGCUCAUCAGUAGCAGUGUUCAGCUAGCAGAGAAGUGUAGUGUGCUGUAUGAGUAUUUUAUAUUAAAAUAUGAAGUGUGAGAGCAGGCCAUUGGCUAUUGACUGUAUUUCCCUCGCUCAGUGCAUUUUUUUUUAACCAUUUUAUCUUCUAUUGGAGGACCUUAAAUGCUACUGAAACUUGCCUGAGAACUAUAGGACCAUGGCAAACAAAAAAGCAAUUCAACAAAAUUAGGAGAAUCUGAAUACUUGGCUAAGGCCACAUAUAUUGGAAGUUGAAUUGAAGGAAAAAAGCACAAGAAACCUUGGAAGCACUUUUUCUGCACACCGGGAUGAACCUCCUGGGCCCACAGGUACCACGGCAAAGGCGAACUGGCACCACUUACCCUUUCGAAGUGUUUUAGUUACUGGAUCAGUGGAAAAAAUAAUAUUAAUAAAACAAGCUAUCUCUGACAUCUA
Molecule: messenger RNA, 3634 nt
Organism: Peromyscus californicus insignis
Lineage: Eukaryota; Metazoa; Chordata; Mammalia; Rodentia; Cricetidae
Gene: Rabep1
Product: rabaptin, RAB GTPase binding effector protein 1
Exons: 18
Coding region: 214-2802 (862 amino acids)
Biological process (GO): endocytosis; Golgi to plasma membrane transport
Cellular component (GO): endocytic vesicle; endosome
Molecular function (GO): growth factor activity; GTPase activator activity
Source: RefSeq, a predicted model, not a curated record